AUGCGCUCCUCACUCGUCCGAAGCCCCGCGGUCAGGCAAUUGACUGCCCGCCGUUUCGCAUCCACUGGCUCAGAGACCGCCGCCAAGGCCACUUCCGAGGCCUCUGCGAAGGCCCAGGAAGCGUCAAAGAAGGCCCAGGACGCUGUCAAGGUUGCUGCUGGCAAGCUUGGUGCUGCCGCGAGCGGAGUCGGGAACUCGCUCAUGAAGGUUGGAGGCAGAACGGGGAAACUGAUCCACACUAUUAGUGCUAUGAUCCCCCCGGCUCAGUACUACGGCCGUGUUGGACUUGAACUGUCGAAAUUGGUCUUCCACGGACAGAAGAUGGCACCUCCCAAGCUCGAGACUUUCCGCACCACCUUUUCCCCUGUAAUCAACACCCUUAAAGGCCUCCGCACCGCCCCCUCUGCGACCAUCUCUAACAUGUCGUCGCAAACCGCCUCCUUGAACAUGUCCCCGCGCUACCUCCUCGAGCGUCUCCAGAGUAUCUCCCGUGCCCAGGUUCUCGCCGGGGGCGUGUUGGCCGCCGAGGUCAUUGGCUUCUUCACGAUUGGAGAGAUCAUUGGAAGGAGGAAGUUGAUUGGAUACAGGGGCGCUGAGCAGCACCACUAG
Morchella importuna is the source of this 609-nucleotide messenger RNA. RefSeq lists its product as uncharacterized. NCBI's taxonomy places the organism in Eukaryota, Fungi, Ascomycota, Pezizomycetes, Pezizales, Morchellaceae. The transcript is spliced from 3 exons. The record is from RefSeq and is a predicted model, not a curated record. Gene Ontology annotation, biological process: proton motive force-driven ATP synthesis. The coding region runs from base 1 to 609 and encodes 202 amino acids. Gene Ontology annotation, molecular function: proton transmembrane transporter activity.